Molecule: messenger RNA, 1811 nt
Organism: Nerophis ophidion (straightnose pipefish)
Lineage: Eukaryota; Metazoa; Chordata; Actinopteri; Syngnathiformes; Syngnathidae
Gene: msx2b
Product: muscle segment homeobox 2b
Exons: 2
Coding region: 132-869 (245 amino acids)
Biological process (GO): embryonic morphogenesis; regulation of transcription by RNA polymerase II
Cellular component (GO): nucleus
Molecular function (GO): DNA-binding transcription factor activity, RNA polymerase II-specific; RNA polymerase II transcription regulatory region sequence-specific DNA binding
Source: RefSeq, a predicted model, not a curated record
UGACCUGUAUACAAACGUGACAUGACAGCUUCGAACACAGCACUCAUCACGCUGCGGAGACGCGACAUAACACACCUGUGCUACUCCACGCUUUUUGUUUCCUCCCCCUGGAGUUUUACCAGCCUUUGGCGAUGUCUUCCGUGGAGACUACGAAGGAUGUGUGCUCCAGUUCCUCCGAGGAGGAGAGAGGUUCCUCUCCGGUGGCGGAGCGGCAUCGGCAUCCGUUCAGCGUGGAGGCGAUCAUGUCCGGGAGGAAGACGGUGGUCCGCCGCGGCGGGGAGGUCGGCUCGGUGGUGGUGACGUCACCCUUGGGCUUUAGUUCGCUUUACGGUCGGAAGAGCUUCCCGACUGCGCCGUCAUCGCCGGUCAAUUCUGAAACAUCGGAGACGGAAGAGUGGGUCAUCGGCGGCGUGCUCUCCUCAAAGCCCUGUCAUGUAAAUCCUGCCUGCCAGUUGAGGAAACACAAGACCAACCGCAAGCCCCGCACUCCCUUCACCGCGUCCCAGCUCCUGGCGCUGGAGAGAAAGUUCCGUCAGAAGCAGUACCUGUCCAUCGCCGAGCGGGCCGAGUUCUCCUCCUCCUUGAAUCUCACGGAGACCCAGGUGAAGAUCUGGUUCCAGAACCGCCGAGCGAAAGCCAAGAGGCUCCAGGAGGCCGAGAUGGAGAAACUGAAGAUGGCCGCUGAUGCUAAGACCGCGGCGGUGGCGGCCGCCAGAUCACUCAUGCAGCCGAGUCUUCCGUUGCCGCUAACACUUGGCGCUAUGUACGGACAGCCCUUCUCUGCAUACCACCACAGACCCAUGUUGCCUUUUGCACCCUUAGGACUAUACGCUACUCCUCUGGGCUACGGCAUGUACCACUUGUCAUAGAAACUGGAUUCUCACUGACUUUGGGUCUUGAUGCUUCCAUGAAGAUGCCCAAAAGAGACAUUAUGGAGGAUGGGCUGACUUAAAAAUAUGUUUAUAGUUGCACAAGAGGAUGUUUAUAUGCUCUCAUGGUGAGGAUUAUAAAAAUAUUCUCAUUUUAUUCUUAUGUUAACUUCUGCAAUAAAGCAGCUGUGCACUUGAUGGCCAAAAGUGCCUUAAUGUCAGUGAGGGCCUUUUUCAGCUCAAAUGAAAAAUAUAGAUCUUCCUCAGGUACUCAGAUAUUGAAUAACAUUGACAAUACUGCACAAAAACUCAUAAUCAAGAACACAGAAGACAGUUAUUCAGAUAAAAUAAAAACUGCUCCCAUGCUUAAGAAUUGACCCUAAUUUUGGGAAUCCCUGAUAUAAAAAUAGUGUUUCAUGACACAUUAACAGAAGGUACUUUUUCUUUGUAAAAAGUAUAUAUAAUGAAUGACAUGUAGUCUUAUAUUACUGGCCUUAAAAUGUUUACAUGCAAACUAAAAGGUGACUUCCCCCCCAACCAAUCAGAGCUUUUCUCUCAAGUCACCCACACACCAGAAAGAUGCAGGGACCGGCUGGGAAAAAGGUAUCCGUCAAUAUAUUGUCUUUUAAAAAGAGGGGUUCAUCUCUAAUAUUCAGGUCAGUGCGUAUACAUGCUGUUCUAAUCAUGAUUCAACCCUAUAUAUGACUUUUUCAUUAUGCCCAUAACCUAUUUAUUCUUCUCUCAAAUACGACUGUGGGGAUGUACCUGUGCCUUUCUAAGAUAUAUUUAUGAGUGUGAAAAUACGGUGAAACGGUCCAAAGAUAUGGUUCUUGAGCGUCCCUUUGUUAGGCAGCACAUUGAACUAUGCAGUUUAUACUGUUUGUUUAUAUAUCGAUAUGUCUAAUUGUUCCUCAAAUGGAUGAAAUAAAAGCCUUACAGACA